This is a messenger RNA of Pestalotiopsis fici W106-1, 1410 nucleotides long. RefSeq lists its product as uncharacterized. The coding region runs from base 1 to 1410 and encodes 469 amino acids. The record is from RefSeq and is a predicted model, not a curated record. Gene Ontology annotation, biological process: DNA-templated transcription. The transcript has 2 exons. Gene Ontology annotation, cellular component: nucleus. NCBI's taxonomy places the organism in Eukaryota, Fungi, Ascomycota, Sordariomycetes, Amphisphaeriales, Sporocadaceae. Gene Ontology annotation, molecular function: zinc ion binding; DNA binding.
AUGAUGGAACAGUGGUUUUUAAAGGAGUAUUAUGCCUGGUGGUCCAAAUUGCCGCCUCCAUCUCUAGCCGAUUGCGAAUUUACCAUCCUUGUCUUGAGGGUCUGUUCUUAUGCGUCGCAAUUCCUGCCUUCUCCAUCACAUACAAUUGACAGUAUCCGUGGAGUAUCCCUGACGGACAUCAGAAGAGACUGCGAUGAGAUUGCAGACAGUCUUGCCAGCACUUGCAGUAGUCUAGAUACGAGAGGCACGCUGUUGCGGGUACAACAGCUUGCGUUCGUCGGUUUAAGACUCCAGUGUGAAGGCCGAACCACUGCUUUCUGGGACACCCUUGGCAAUCUUCUACGGGUAGCACAACGUGUUGGCAUCCACAAAGAAGUACCAGCAUCAAUACCAGGCCCAUCCGAGCCCGAGAAAGAAAUGCGCCGACGAUGUUUCUGCAUUCUCUACAUAUGGGACAGCUUGCUUUCAAGACAGCUUGACCGCAUCCCGUUUCUACCAAGCGGGCUAGCUGCUACCAACCUACCUCGCAUGAGACUCUUGCUUGAUCCAGAUGAUAUAGAAGCGCCCGAGACCUUCACUGAACGUCUUCUUCAAGUGCGUUUGGCAAAUUUCUGGAGGAGUCUCAGCCCCAACUUUGGACUGGAGUAUGACAUGACCGAAGCUGAGACCAGAUAUGAGAGAUUCUGUGCUCAAUUUCUCAAUACUCUGCCGCCAGCCUUUGCACUUCAGCCAAACAAGAUGUGGGACGCGCGGAUACCCAUGCUUUCAAGGCAGAGGCAAGUUCUGCACAUUACCAUUUGGGAUACUGUCUGCUGGAACUUCAAACCCCUACUUCUCCUCCCAUCGACUGUAGUGCAGAGCCUCCCCUCGUACAAGCAAGUACUGCUCCUCUCGCAAAAGAAAAUGCUGGCUAUGGCGGCACUCAGUAUGCUUGCCGCUGUUGACGUACUACACAACCUAAUGGGUAAUUCUCACACACGAUCUGCCCCUAUUAUCUUCGCCACGUUCGAGGCUGCAGUUAUUAUUGCCUCGAUUUGUCUGGACCCAGCGUUUGUUGAGGAAAUUGACACGACUAUCCAGCCAUCUGUAUUAACCUCGUUGAUGAACGGAGGAACUUCACUGAGCAAGGACGGCUGCUUGAGGGCUCUUCAUAGUGCACAGAAGCGCUUGCACAUGUUGGCCGAGGUCAGUAGCAUGGCAGAUGCCGGGUCGCGGGUUUUGAACAACCUCGUCGAAAGAUUGAACCCUCGAUCAUGCGAGUCAGAAGAAUUAGAUCUAGAAACAGUUGUGCCCGAGUAUUGGGCAAACAUUGAUCAUGAUCCAGCCGUGCAGGUUUUCGGGCUGAGCGGCUUUCUUUCCAGUUCAGUACCUGAUGACCCAUAUCCAGAUUGGGAUAUGCUGGGUCCUUGA